Molecule: messenger RNA, 1513 nt
Organism: Hemicordylus capensis (graceful crag lizard)
Lineage: Eukaryota; Metazoa; Chordata; Lepidosauria; Squamata; Cordylidae
Gene: TRNAU1AP
Product: tRNA selenocysteine 1 associated protein 1
Exons: 9
Coding region: 214-1092 (292 amino acids)
Biological process (GO): selenocysteine incorporation
Cellular component (GO): nucleus
Molecular function (GO): tRNA binding
Source: RefSeq, a predicted model, not a curated record
AGGCCACCCUCUUACACCUGUCCAGCCGCUCUAGCAGGAGGUGGCGGGGAAGCGCCUGUCCCCGGAGGCCCCGAGCGGGGCGGCGAGAGAGCGGGCCGCGCCGUGCUAGGAAACAGCGUAAGGAGGAGGAGACGGUGGCGGUGGUGGGGCUGAGCGGGGAGGCCUCCCCGUCGCCCCCCCACCGGCCCAGGCCCCCGCGACGGCCGGAGCAGCAUGGCCGCCAGCCUGUGGAUGGGGGACCUGGAGCCGUACAUGGAUGAGAACUUCAUUUCAAGAGCCUUCGCAACAAUGGGAGAGCUAGUCCUGAGUGUAAAAAUAAUUCGGAACAGAUUGACAGGGAUUCCGGCAGGCUACUGCUUUGUAGAGUUUGCUGAUCUAGCCACUGCAGAAAAGUGUUUACAUAAAAUCAAUGGGAAACCUCUUCCGGGUGCCACACCUACAAAGCGAUUUAAAUUAAACUACGCAACGUAUGGAAAGCAGCCGGAUAACAGCCCAGAAUAUUCGCUGUUUGUUGGAGACCUUUCCCCUGAUGUAGAUGAUGGGAUGAUAUAUGAAUUCUUUGUGAAAGUGUAUCCGUCAUGUCGGGGUGGCAAAGUCGUUGUGGACCAGACAGGCGUUUCCAAAGGCUAUGGUUUUGUGAAAUUCUCAGAUGAAUUGGAACAGAAAAGAGCCUUGGUCGAAUGCCAAGGGGCCGUCGGUCUCGGUUCUAAACCGAUACGCUUGAGUGUUGCCAUACCAAAAGCGAACCGACUUAAGACAGUAGAGUACAAUCAGAUGUACAACUAUAACUAUAACCAGUACUACCAACAAUAUCAGAACUACUAUGCCCAAUGGGGAUAUGACCAGAACACAGGCAGUUAUAGCUACAGCUAUCCACAGUACGGCUACACACAAAGCACCAUGCAGAACUACGAAGAGGUUGGUGAAGACGCGCUAGAAGGCUUCUUUUCUCUUUCAGAUCCAGUGCCCCAGAUGGACGUGAGUGAAGCCAACAAACAGUUUAUGGAGCAGAGCGAAGAACUCUACGAUGCCUUGAUAGAGUGCCACUGGCAGCCUUUGGACAGUGUCUCUUCGGAGAUCCAAGCCAUGUAAUUGCCUCGUUGCUAGCGCACCGUCUCCAAGCCACAAGCCAGCGUGUGCCCCGGGGGCUCCUGUCAAGCACACGGAACCUGCAGCCGCGAAGGGGUUGCCUCCCCUUUCCUGCGGAUCCCAAACUCAGCGGGAGGGUAGGAGGCCCUGCAGCGCUUCCUGUAUGCAAUGAGUGAAGGAGGAGCAUCGUGGCCACUUUAUUCACGAUGAAAUUAGAACUCAAGACGCUUUGGUUUUCUUCUUAUUUUCUCUCCCUCCCUCCCUCCCCCCUACCCCCCUUUGGUCUUGAAGAAGAUUUGUUUAUACUUGUCGAGGAAUUGUAAUUUAUAAACCUUUAAAAAAAAAAAACACCAGGAGGUUGGGUGUGGGGGGAGGGGGGACUUUUACUUCCAUGUAUAAUAAAAAAAGUAUCUUUUACACAGUA